AUGUCGACCACUAUUGAAAAGAUCAAGGAGGUCGAGUCCGAGAUGGCUCGAACCCAAAAAAACAAGAACACCUCGUAUCAUUUGGGACAACUGAAGGCGAAGCUUGCUAAGCUCAAGCGUGAACUUCUGACCCCAACUGGAGGCGGUGGUGGUGGAGGAUCUGGUUUCGAUGUUGCGCGUACUGGUGUGGCCAGUGUUGGCUUCAUUGGUUUCCCGUCCGUCGGCAAGAGUACACUGAUGAAUAAAUUGACUGGCCAACAUUCAGAAGCCGCGGCCUACGAGUUCACAACCCUCACGACUGUCCCCGGUCAAGUGAUGUACAAUGGUGCCAAGAUUCAGAUUCUCGAUCUUCCGGGUAUUAUUGAAGGUGCCAAAGACGGCAAAGGUCGUGGUCGACAGGUUAUUGCGGUGGCCAAGACCUGCAACCUCAUUUUCAUCGUCCUUGACGUGAACAAGCCUUUGGUUGACAAGCGAGUCAUCGAGAACGAAUUGGAGGGCUUUGGCAUUCGCAUCAAUAAGAAGCCUCCCAACAUUGUAUUCAAGAAGAAGGACAAGGGUGGUAUCGCCAUCACGAGCACUCAGCCAUUGACUCACAUCGAUAACGAAGAAAUCAAAGCUGUAAUGAGCGAGUAUAAGAUUUCGUCCGCUGAUAUCUCCAUCCGAUGUGAUGCCACCAUUGACGACCUGAUUGAUGUCUUGGAAGCCAAGAGCCGCAGCUACAUCCCCGUCAUUUAUGCGCUGAACAAGAUCGAUGCCAUUUCCAUCCAAGAGUUGGAUUUGCUGUACCGGAUUCCAGACGCCUGCCCAAUUAGCUCGGAGCACGGAUGGAACGUCGACGAGUUGAUGGAGAUGAUGUGGGAGAAGCUCAAGUUGCGCCGAAUCUACACUAAACCCAAGGGCAGAGCGCCCGACUAUUCGGCACCUGUCGUGCUGCGUUCCUACGCAUGCACAGUCGAAAAUUUCUGUGACGCUAUUCACCGCACAAUCAAGGACGAUUUCAAGCACGCCAUUGUGUAUGGUCGCUCAGUGAAGCACCAGCCGCAGCGAGUCGGUCUUUCGCACGAGCUUGGUGAUGAAGAUAUCGUGUCGAUCGUCAAGCGGUAA
Penicillium concentricum is the source of this 1104-nucleotide messenger RNA. Its product is annotated as GTP-binding protein RBG1. The transcript has 9 exons. Gene Ontology annotation, molecular function: GTP binding; GTPase activity. Gene Ontology annotation, biological process: cytoplasmic translation. The record is from RefSeq and is a predicted model, not a curated record. Bases 1 to 1104 code for a protein of 367 amino acids. Lineage: Eukaryota; Fungi; Ascomycota; Eurotiomycetes; Eurotiales; Aspergillaceae. Gene Ontology annotation, cellular component: cytoplasm.